Messenger RNA from Balaenoptera acutorostrata (minke whale), 4084 nucleotides. Its product is annotated as zinc finger protein OZF-like. NCBI's taxonomy places the organism in Eukaryota, Metazoa, Chordata, Mammalia, Artiodactyla, Balaenopteridae. Gene Ontology annotation, molecular function: DNA-binding transcription repressor activity, RNA polymerase II-specific. The record is from RefSeq and is a predicted model, not a curated record. Gene Ontology annotation, biological process: negative regulation of transcription by RNA polymerase II. Bases 921 to 2597 code for a protein of 558 amino acids. The transcript is spliced from 5 exons.
GUUCCGCCCCCCCGACCCAAAUCCGCAAGCCCCCAGGGAGGGUCUCCUGCUCAGGGCACUGGGGUUCAGUCUCCUGCUUCCAGAACUUUAGGUGUGCGUGUGUGGUGGUCCCAUUUCUGACAGGCUGUGUGACGCAGUGUGGAGCGUGUUAAAGGCUGUGGGCUUGGCCCGUGCAAAGCCUUGGAGGUGCUCAAGAGCCGGGAGCAUUCGGGAGUCCAGGACUUAGGCUGUCACCACAUGGACAUCAGUCUGCCAGUGACCUCCUCCCCCAGGGCAGGAGGUUCUUUCUGCAGGGACAGGGCAUUUAAGGAGGAGUCAACAGUCUGCAUCAACUGAGCCAACAGUCAGUAUUCUGGGAACCAUGGUGGGUUGUGAAUAAAUCAGGACGACCCUCUGAGUUUUAAAGUAUUUCAAAGCCUGCUCAGGGGAGAACAGACUGGGGAGGGGGAGCUGAGGGUGGAGGCAGAGAGACCUGGGAGAGCCUAGUGCAUUCCACUCCAAAGAGUAAGGUGGCUUCUGGACCAGAGUGGUGCCUAUGGAAGUUGCUGACCUGAAACAAACAGCCUGCACGCUAUUUCACUUGCAAAGAUGGGUCUUUUUUUUUGUUUUUUUUUUGUUUUUUUUUCCAGAAUCAUCAGGGAAUUGCAAUUGGGGUGUGCAACCAAGGUGAGCUAAGACUUUUAUACAGAUUAAAGAAGGAAGUUACAAGGGCUAUAGUCACCAAAGAGUCCAUGGCUUUUCAUUGGCCAAGUCCUUUCCAGGAAAGAAGAGAGUCUUUCUUCUUCCUUUUGGAUACUGUUAUUGUCUCAGAGCAUCUGGGAAGACUUGAGACCAGACUGAUGUGAGAAGUCAGUUUUAGGGAGAGAUUAAAAGCUGGAUUCGGGACAUGCUGUUUCUGAGAUCCCAAAGUUGAGGUUCCCAUGGUAGCAGCAGCAUUUAUGGUCCCUGGACAGGGCCAUGUGAUCUUUGAGGAUGUGGCUGUGUCCUUCUCCCAGGAGGAGUGGGGUCUCCUUAACGAUGCUCAGAGACUCCUCUACUGUGACGUGAUGCUGGAGAACCUGUCACUUAUAGCCUCCCUGGGGUGUUGGCGUGCAGUAGGUACUGAGGAGGCUGCUUCUGAACAAUGUGUUUCUGUAGAACAAGUCACACAAGACAGGAAUCCAAAUCCAGACCUAUCUAUCCUGAAGACUCUUACUUCAGAUACAGGUGCCCUGGGAGAGAAAGACGUUUUGUACCUGGCUGAGCACCAAGGAGUGCAUCCUGGGCUGAAACCGUCCUCUUCUGGGGCUUGUGGGAAAAUGUUCACUUCUCACCUACAACAGCACCAGAAGCAGCCCAGUGGAGAGAAACACCUCAGAAGGGAAGAGAACGGGGCCUUGCUUGUGACGAGCUGCCAAGUCUUUUUACCCAACAAUAUGUUCGCAUGUGGAGAGGUUGAGAAGGCUUUCCUAGGCAGCUUGGGCUUUCCCCAGCACCAGCCCUCCCAAGAUGGACAGCAUCCACGUAGAAGCAGGCAGAGCAGGGAGGUCUCUCACCCUGGGCAAGGGCAUUACGAGUGCAGCGAAUGUGGCAAAGCCUUCAGUAAGAAGUAUAAAUUCACUGAGCACCUGAGAGUUCACACUGGAGAAAAACCUUAUGGGUGCAGCGACUGCGGGAAGUUCUUCAGACUCAGGGGGGGUCUUUCUCAUCAUCGGAGAGUUCACACAGGAGAAAAACCUUUUCAUUGCAGUAAAUGUGGGAAAGUCUUCAUCUACAAAUGUAAACUUGUUCAGCACCAAAGAGUUCACACUGGAGAAAGACCCUAUGAGUGUAAUGAAUGUGGGAAAGCCUAUGCCCGCAAGGAUUCACUUGUCCAGCACCAAAAGGUCCACACUGGAGAGAAACCUCAUAAAUGCAGUGAAUGUGGGAAGCUCUUCCUUUACAGAAAUAAACUUCUUGUGCACCAGAGGAUCCAUACUGGAGAAAAGCCUUUUAAGUGCACCGAAUGUGGGAAGUCCUUCAGUUAUAAAACCAGUCUUAUUAUCCACCAGAGAACCCACACUGGAGAAAGGCCUCAUAUGUGCAGUGAGUGUGGGAAAGCCUAUGUCAACAAAAAAAGUCUUAUUGUACACCAGAGAAUUCACAAUGGAGAAAAAGUUUACGGGUGUAAGAAAUGUGGGAACUUCUUUAUAAGCAGCUUUGCCCUCAAUAAACACCAGAAUGUUCACACUGCACAAAGGCGUUAUGAGUGCAGCGAAUGUGGGAAAGCUUUCAAGAGGAAAAUCAGACUUGCUGAGCACCAGAGAAUCCACACUGGAGAAAGACCCUAUGAGUGUAAUGAAUGUGGGAAAGCCUUCAAGCUAAAGAAUACACUUGUUAGCCACCGAAAUGUCCACACUAGAGCAAAGCCUUUUCAGUGCAGUGACUGUGGGAAGCCCUACAGUAACAAAACAAGUCUUGUUGUCCACCAGAGAAUCCACACUGGAGUAAAGCCUUUUCAGUGCAAUGAAUGUGGGAAGCCUUACAGUUACAGAACAAGUCUUAUUGUCCACCAGAGAAUCCACACUGGAGAAAGGCCUUAUGAGUGUAGUUCUUUGUAUGUAGCUCCAAGCUCAUAAAAAAGAGGAAAGUUCACACUGGAGAAAUGCUUUCUGGACUUUUGUGUUCCUUCACUUGAGUUAAUAUCUAGCACCACAAUUCCUGUGUUGUACAGUAGAUGAAUGUUUAACUUAUGUGGGGUCAAACUUUUUAAAGUGAUAGUAUCCUUUUACAGUCUUGCCAGAAACACCAGAACCCAAGUUCCCAUUCUUUCCAUUCUUACCAACACUUGGUACGUGCAGGCUUUCUAAUUUUUGUGACAUCAUAGGUGUAUAGUGGUAUCAAGUGAUUUUAAUUUGCACUUCCCUAAUGACAUGAUGCUGAGUGGUCUUCCAUGUGUUAAUUUCCAGCCAUAUAUUGUUAUUGAAAUUUCUGUUCAUUUGAUUUGUUGUUCUAAUUACUGAGUUUUGACAUUUCUUCAUGAAUUAUUGAUUAAGGUCCUCUAAUGGAAAUACUUAGCAACACAUUCUUCCAGAGUUGGUCUUGUCUUUUCAAUCACUUUUCAGAGAAAAAGUUCUUAAUUUUAGUGUAGUCUAAUUUGUCCAUUUAUUCUUAUACUUUUUCCCUUGUUUCCUCCUGUAACUUUUAUGGUUUAGGGUUUUUAUUGAUGUAAAUGAAUCAUUUUCAAUUAAUUGUGGAAGUUAUUUUUUAAAAUAUAGAUACCCAAUUGCUGCAGUGAUACUGAUUUAAAAGAUUAUACCUUUUCCCCUGAAUUGUUUAGUAUCUUCAUCGAAGGUCAGUCAUUUAUCUAUAUGUUUAUUUCUAGAAUUUCUAUUCUGUUGCAUUUAUCUACUUUAUUUAUGCCAGUAUUUUCAUGUAUUAACUAAUUUGUUUUUAUAGUAUGUCUUGAAAUCAAGGUUGUAUACUCCUUUGAAUUGCUUUUUUUUUUCAGUCAUUAUAGCCUUUCUUGGUUCUUUGCCUUUCCAUAUGAAGUUUAGAAUCCACUUUUCAGCUUAUACAGCACAAAAAAUCCUACUAGGAGUUUCACUGGGAUUGAAUUUAGUCUUCAAUUUAUUUUUAUUUUUAUUUUUAUUUUUUGGCUGUUCUGCGCAGCUUAUGGGAUCUUAGUUCCCUGAUCAGCAACUGAACCCGGGCCAGGGCAGUGAAAGCGCCGAGUCCUAACCACUGGACCUCCAGGGAAUUCUCCUAAUCUUCAGUUUAGAAAGAAAUACUGAGUGUCCCAAUCCAUAAACAUGAUACAUCUUCUUUUAUGUAGAUCUUAUUUAAUUUUGGAUGGAAAUGUUUUUAGAUUUCCUUUUAUAAGUCUUGCAUAUGUAUUUUCUACAUCUGAUAAUAUUGUGAAUGGGAAUUAAAAAAAUUUUUUUUCUUUGUGAAAUGUUCAGUGCUAGUACACUAAGAGAGAUAUCAAACUACGGAUAGAAGCAAGCCUUCUUAAUCCUACAACAUCUACAAAGAGCUAUUAGAAAUACUAUACCUUGGAACCAUUAUUAAACUAUUGCCAUUAGAAUAAAAGGAGGACAGCUGCUCAUUGUUCUCUUAUUCAGUA